AUGGCUUGCCUGAUCGGUUACUGGAGUGAAGAUGAUAAGUUUGUCCCUGCAGCCACCGAUGCUCAAGCCGGAGGGGAUAAUUCAAGUGUUCAGAAUAGAACGUAUAUCGUCACUACAAUCCUAGAAGAUCCUUAUGUGAUGCUCAAGAAGAAUGCCAACCAGUUUGAGGGUAAUGAUCGCUAUGAGGGCUACUGUGUGGAGCUGGCGGCAGAGAUUGCCAAGCAUGUGGGCUAUUCCUACCGUCUUGAGAUCGUCAGUGAUGGAAAAUAUGGAGCUCGUGACCCUGACACAAAGGCUUGGAAUGGCAUGGUGGGAGAGCUGGUCUAUGGAAGAGCAGAUGUGGCUGUGGCCCCUUUAACUAUCACCUUGGUCCGGGAAGAGGUAAUAGACUUUUCCAAGCCAUUUAUGAGUUUGGGGAUCUCCAUCAUGAUAAAAAAGCCACAGAAGUCCAAGCCGGGGGUCUUCUCCUUCCUCGACCCUUUGGCUUAUGAGAUCUGGAUGUGCAUCGUCUUUGCCUACAUUGGAGUGAGUGUCGUCCUCUUCCUGGUCAGCCGCUUCAGCCCCUAUGAAUGGCACAGUGAAGAGUUUGAGGAAGGGCGGGACCAGACAACCAGUGACCAGUCCAAUGAAUUUGGGAUAUUCAACAGCUUAUGGUUCUCCCUGGGAGCCUUCAUGCAGCAAGGAUGUGACAUUUCUCCCAGGUGA
Diceros bicornis minor is the source of this 705-nucleotide messenger RNA. RefSeq names its product glutamate ionotropic receptor AMPA type subunit 1 (gene GRIA1). Gene Ontology annotation, biological process: modulation of chemical synaptic transmission; synaptic transmission, glutamatergic. The coding region runs from base 1 to 705 and encodes 234 amino acids. Gene Ontology annotation, cellular component: AMPA glutamate receptor complex; plasma membrane; dendritic spine. The transcript has 4 exons. Lineage: Eukaryota; Metazoa; Chordata; Mammalia; Perissodactyla; Rhinocerotidae. The record is from RefSeq and is a predicted model, not a curated record. Gene Ontology annotation, molecular function: AMPA glutamate receptor activity; transmitter-gated monoatomic ion channel activity involved in regulation of postsynaptic membrane potential.